This is a messenger RNA of Iphiclides podalirius (scarce swallowtail), 408 nucleotides long. NCBI's taxonomy places the organism in Eukaryota, Metazoa, Arthropoda, Insecta, Lepidoptera, Papilionidae. The record is from the annotation of a GenBank genome assembly.
AUGGUAUACCGGUCCGCUGUGGGGACAAUCGAUCAGUCAUCGUACAGCCGUCGCCAGUUGGACGCCGCUAGUGUGGUCCCGGCCUUAAGCUCACCAUUGUCUCAGAAUGACACAUUGAGUUCACAGCACGAAUUGCUUUUGAGUGCGGAAUUUGUAGUCGCCCUCAACAGCGCACUUCCGAGGAACGCUCGCUUAUUAGCCGGGGUCGAAUCUUUAUGGUUGCGCGACAUGCGAUACCAAUUAUUCGUUCCACCGGUGCGGGGCUGGCGCGGACGGAUUUGUCAAUUACCCGUCGCCAUAUCGCAUCGGGGCGGCCAUCUUGCGUCGCGCGAAUGUCAACCGGGGGCCGGCCAAUUACGGGGCGGCGCGCGCGCAGGGCUGGCGGGAACAGCGCACCACGCGAUCCCA